Molecule: messenger RNA, 711 nt
Organism: Acanthosepion pharaonis
Lineage: Eukaryota; Metazoa; Mollusca; Cephalopoda; Sepiida; Sepiidae
Source: the annotation of a GenBank genome assembly
AUGAAUUUCUUUCUUUCUUUCUUUUCUUUCUUUUUUCUAUUCUUAUUUUAUGAACUUCUUUUCUUUUUUUUUCUUUCUUUCUUUCUUUCUUUUCUUUCUUUUAAGAAAGUGUCUUUCUUUUUUUUUUCUUUUUCUUUUUUUCUUUCUUUCUUUUCUCUAUUCUUAUGUUAUUUUUUCUUCUUUUUUCUUUCUUUUCUUUUCUUUUCUUAUUCUUAUGUUAUGAACUGUCUUCUUUCUUUCUUUCUUUCUUUCUCUCUUUCUUAUGUUCCGCAAACUGUCUUCUUUCUUUUUUUCUUUUUUUUUUUCUAUUCUUAUGUUUUUUUCUUUCUUUCUUUUUUUUUUUUUUUCUUAUUUUUUCCUUCUUUUUUUUUCUUUCUUUUUCUCUAUUCUUAUGUUAUGAACUGUCUUCUUUCUUUCUUUCUUUCUUUCUUUCUUUAUUUUCUGUUUCUUUCUUUUUUUUCUUUCUUUUUUCUUUUCUUUCUUUUUUCUUUUCUUUUUUCUUUCUUUCUUUUCUUUCUUAUGUUAUUUUCUUCUUUCUUUUUUUCUUUCUUUCUUUUCUCUUUCUUAUGUUUCUUUCUUCUUUCUUUCUUUCUUUCUUUUUCUUUCUUAUGUUAUGAACUGUUUUCUUUCUUUUUCUUUCUUCUUUUUUCUCUUUCUUUCUUUCUUUCUUUCUUCUUUCUUUCUUUCUUUUUUUCUCUUUUUUUUUUAUGA